CAUCAUUUGAAAAACCCCUGGUGUAGACAAUCUGAUCAGUAGUACUUAAUUAAAAUGUAAUAAAUCUAAAGAAUUUUGUUUUCAAUACAAAAAGAUUUUAUUUUUAAAUGUUCAUUUUGCUUAAGUUCUAUUGAAAUAGUUUCUCUCAGCAAUGAUGCUAGGAAAAAGAAAAAACAAAGAAUAACACGCUUUACAAAUAGUUUACGCGAAGGAGGAAGAGCAGAGUUAUAAUUGUACUCAACCGCGAGAUGUCUUUCACAGAAACGAAAUAUGCGUCAUCUAAUCAAAAGAAACCAGUUUCGUUGUUAGCAAGUUCACGUUUGGUAUUCAAGCGGUAACAACCAUCGCAAUAACGCCACAAAUAACAUUCUCAACAUAAGAAUGACUCAGUAUUGUAUGGUUUUUAUUCUCAUUCUGUUUUAUUCAAAUAGCACUCGCAGUCAAGGGGAUGAAGUAUUGAUGCUUCCCAAUGUGCGUACCACAUUUGAUGAUUGUCAUUUGCGGUUUCACAAAUUAGGUACAUUUGGGUUUGUGAGACCAGUGUUCGGACAGCCGGCUCGUCUGAAGGAGUUUGCUCAUAUGGGAGCUAUUGGUUGGACCCAACCAAAUGGAAAUAUUUCAUGGAAGUGUGGCGGAACCUUGAUUUGGCCCAAUUUUGUCCUCACCGCAGCGCAUUGUGUUAUCGAUAGCCAAAACCAAGCUCCAGAUGUCGUCAGAUUUGGAGAUUUGAACAUUGAGACUACUGAAGGAGAUGAAUACGCACAACAGCUAAAAAUUAUCGACAUUUUCAGACAUCCACAGCAUCGGUUCAUUUCCCAUUAUCACGACAUUGCGCUUUUGAAAUUGGAACAAAAUGUUACAUUGACGGAUGUUGUGUCUCCAGCGUGCCUUUGGACCGAUGAAGAAGUCAGAUUCAAAAUAUUGGAAGCCACUGGUUGGGGAAAAACAGGAUAUGCCGAAAAUCAAACACCCAUUUUACUAAAGGUAGCCUUGAAACCCAUUGAGAACGACGAGUGUAGCAAAGUGUACACAAAUGAAACGGAUCGUAAGCUACGACUUGGACUUCAAGAGCAUCAAAUAUGUGCCGUCGAUAAAAAGAUGGAUACUUGUGAAGGUGAUUCGGGAGGUCCCCUUCAAAUCAAGCUAAUGCACAACGCCAAAGUAACACCUUUUGUCGUUGGUAUAACUUCCUUCGGAACGGCUUGUGGUGUAUCCAAUCCUGGAGUUUACACUAAGAUUGCACCGUAUCACCAUUGGAUGGUAAAAACUAUGCAAAACAAUGGUGCAAUGGUUCCGGAUGAUGUUUACAAUGCCACAUUUUGUGCUCUACGUUUUGAAUCCCUUCGUGAGUAUGAGGAUGCUAUUAUUAUUUCCCGUUCCCCCCAUUUUGUUUGGGUGGAUAUGAAUAGAAGACACAUAUCACUGGUCGAUGAGCUGCCAUCAUAUAUUGUGCGAUUAGCAUGGAACGGAGAAACAAACAAUUGUUAUGGUGUAAUCAUUGAUGAAGACACUGUAAUCACUCUUGCACAAUGUGUUGUACAUAAUAGAGAAAACGUCUCUCACAUUCAUUAUUUAAACAACAUUACAAUGAAGGUAUCUAGAAUACACGUUCAUCCGAAAUAUGAACAAGGGAUUAGCUAUAAUAACAUAGCUAUUUUACGAUUGCAACAUUUUGUCACUGCAUAUGAUUUCGUUAAUCAGUACUAUGGUACCGAUGGAUAUAACUUCGACCCAGCAUGUCUAUGGCAAGAUGAAACACCGUCGGGGAAAGUUCAUGUUCACGGUUCAGGUCGUCGUGACAUUAACCGCAUAUUUGAUUCGUCUGAUGGUUCCAUAGAUCCAUCGAUAUCGAUUCUCAGUCCACAAGUUCGUUUUCAAAAUACUUCAUCUUGUAUCAUUCCCAAAAGAUAUCUACCAUUACUUCGUAAUGGAUUAACCAAUGAACAUAUCUGCACAGGGCAAAAUUUAUUUCUCGUGCCGAAAUCUUGCGAUCUCGUGAUUGGUGCAGCAGUUUAUGAAGAUGAAUAUAGACCUUUGUAUCCGAUGGUGUACGGAUUGAACUUUCUGGGCAGAGACUGCGGUUUCGGGGAGCAUUCGAUAGCGAUUGGCAUGGCACAUCACGCCGAGUGGAUGAAGACAAUACUGUUUUCGAAUUACAAAGAAUCCCAUGACACAGUACACUUCAUCGAUACGGAUCAUCAAGAGGGAGAUUCAUGUCAUAGACAUGAUGGUCGUGCUGCACGAUGCGUUCCAGUUUCGAGCUGUUCAAGCGAAUGGAAACAAUUUAUGUCCAAUGGAACAAUUGAGUUGUGUGCAACCAGUUCAUUGGUUUGCUGUCCUUCCAAUGAUAUCGCGGAAACUCAGCAGAAUGUGAUCCAUCCUCUGCUUGCUGGAUGUCCAACUUUGGUGAAGAAUCUCAACAUAUCAUCCCCGGCACGAUCGCUAGUAUUCAUUGGAUGGCUCACAUCAGAAGCAAUGGAAUUUAGAUGUCUUGGUACAAUCAUAACGAAAAAGAUCAUUCUUACAACAGCCAGUUGUGUUGAAGAUGAAAUUCCUACCGUUGUUCAAAUCUCAGGAAAAUCAGAAACUCAGAAGAUGUAUGAAGUGGAUGCACUGCUUGUACACUAUGCCUUCAAUGCUACCGAUGACACUAACGACAUUGCAAUGAUUCGUUUGCGGGAUACUUUGGUAUGGAGCUCAGUUCUAUUCCCAUCCUGUUUAUGGACCAAUACAACGCAUGUUCCGCUGGUGUUGUCAAUGAUUUCUCCAGAUGAUACCGAAGAUAUAGGACAUACCGAGAUGGUGGCGAUGUACAAUUCCGAUUGCCAGAGAACUCAUAUGUAUGAUAUCCAGGAUUCUCAGCUUUGUGCCAGGAAACCUUUCAAGAAUUUCACAUGUAAUGCCAUGGGUGAUCAAUUACUAUUCAACAGCUCCAGUCGAGUUUCUUAUAUUAUUGGAUUAUCAACAGAUUUUGAUAAGUGUAAGGACUCUUACUACACGGUGUUCACUAGAAUUUCCAGUUUCGUGCACUGGAUUGGAAUGAAUAUAUAAACAGUGAUAAUUUCAAUUUCAUGUGAUCAUGCUGAUCAAAAGAGAUUGAUAAAUUUAUAUUGUAUAUCUUCGUGAUUAUUCUCUAUGAAUUUAAGCAAAGGGCCUUGGUUAACCAUCGUAUAAAAAUAAAAUUGAAACAUCUAAACGACCUUCAACUAUCAAACUACCAUAUCGUCACCCCCUUCUUAUAUAAUCUUUUAAACAAUUUACAGCCCAAAGUCGCUCCGAGAGGAUAAAAUAGCGAAAGUAAUAUUAGCUUAUGAAAUGUUAUGGAAAUAUACUAGAAUACUUCCGACCCUAAAAAAAUAAUUCUAAUGCAAGUGUCAACAAGAAGUAAGAUAGACUCUAUAAUAUGUAAGUUGAAAAUUACUGACGGGCUUAUUGUGUAUUGUAAUUCCUUAGACAUUUUCGGAGUUUGUCUGCUUUCUGAUUUUCAGUUAUCAAUGAUUUUCGUUACCCGCGGUGAACUUGCCAAUCAAUACCGCGGACACCCGUAACAUAUGUUCUUCGUAUCAUGUAUUUUUUGAUAGGGUAGGUUCACCAAAUAUGGAGGAGAGUUAUGUCACCAACCUACGAAUAUAUACUCUAUUUUAGUUCAAAAGUAUACUUUCUCUAGCAGUUUAAACACUGUGUUUGAAGAUUCUCACAACUAUUUCGAUGAUUAAUCGACUAAAUUAUAUAAAAAAAACUUGUUUCGAAAUGAUUAUUCCAUGUAACAAUUAUAGUAAUCGUGUUUCUGGAGUUUCGUCAUAACUGUACUAAUUAUGGUAGUAAACAAUAUUACAUGGAAAGCGUAUCAAUAGCUAUCAAAUAAUACUUCGGCAUUAGUUUUCUAAU
Messenger RNA from Toxorhynchites rutilus septentrionalis, 3888 nucleotides. RefSeq lists its product as uncharacterized. Bases 382 to 3051 code for a protein of 889 amino acids. The record is from RefSeq and is a predicted model, not a curated record. Lineage: Eukaryota; Metazoa; Arthropoda; Insecta; Diptera; Culicidae. The transcript is spliced from 13 exons. Gene Ontology annotation, molecular function: serine-type endopeptidase activity. Gene Ontology annotation, biological process: proteolysis.